AUGUCGAGCCCUGCCAAAAAGCGCAAGAGAGACACCCAGCCCACACGCAGCAUCGCGUCAUUCUUCCAGGGCCAAACGGCCAAGCAGACUGAGAAAUCGGAGCAGUUAGCUUCGCUGGCAGACACAGAACAGCAUCUAUCUGACGAAGCUCUUGCUCGGAAGCUUCAGGCUGAAUGGAAUAACGAGCAAGAUUUCGCGUCUCCCGCGACUGUACCUCAUUCCGAACCUACCGCCGCAUCCCCCUCACCAGAGAAGGAUCGAGAACAGAAGAAGGCCAAGGUUGGAGUGCUCUCAUUGCAGUCAUCAACAGGAACCGAGGACACGAUAUCUUUAUCUGUCCCUUUCGAUCAGAGCCCUUUGGUAUUCGAUUCCUCUAGGUACGCUGGAGAGUUGAAAGCGCACUGGUCGGCGGAGGGUGGGAAUGCUUCGUAUGCUCUUCUUACUAGAGCAUUCGUUCUUGCAAAUUCAACUACCAGUCGUAUCAAGAUUGUCGAUACAUUGGUCAACUUUCUCCGGGUUCUCAUUGAAGGGGAUCCUUCGAGCGUACUCCCCGCAGUAUGGCUGGCAACAAACUCCAUUUCCCCGCCAUAUCACGAACUCGAGCUCGGGCUCGGCGGGUCUUCGAUAUCUAAAGCCUUCAAGAAGAUCUACGGCCUGAAUAGCCAAGGGCUUAAAUCGUUAUAUGAUAGGCUUGGUGAUGCCGGCGAUGUGGCGUUUGAGGCAAAAAAAAGGCAGAGCUUCACCUUGAUCAAGCCUAAACCAUUGAGUAUAAAAGGCGUCUAUCAAUCUCUGAUAAAGAUCGCUAUGAGCAAGGGCAGCGGAAGUCAAGAAUUGAAACAACGUAUCGUGGAGAAGCUUUUACAGGACACUCGAGGUGCAGAAGAAAGUCGGUACAUCGUGAGGACCCUCGUCCAGAACUUGCGUAUCGGUGCUGUAAAGACGACUAUGCUUAUUGCGCUUGCCAGAGCCUUCCUAGUCUCCAAACCAGAUAAUGCAACUUUUACUGUGCAUAGUCAACACGAACUAGCUCGCCUCAAGAAGGAAGAACUCGCAGAAAUCUAUAGCAGCGCAGAGGAGCUGGUCAAAGCGUCUUAUGCCAGACAUCCGAAUUACAACGACCUUGUGCCCUGCCUUCUCGAGAUCGGAGUCACCGAGGAACUUCUGCUACGGUGCGGGUUGCAGCUUCAUAUCCCACUGAUGCCAAUGUUGGGUAGCAUUACUCGCGAUCUCUCGGAAAUGUUGACAAAACUUCAGGGGCGAGAUUUCACCUGUGAGUUUAAGUACGAUGGACAACGUGCCCAGGUACACUGCGACGAGGCAGGCAAAGUCUCGAUAUUCUCCCGACAUCUAGAAGAAAUGACAGAAAAGUACCCCGAUCUUGUGUCUCUUGUUCCUCAAAUACGAGGAGAAGGUGUUUCUAGCUUCAUCCUAGAAGGUGAAGUGGUUGCCGUCGAUCAAAACGGAGAGCUCCAACCUUUUCAGAUUUUGACCAACCGAGCGAAGAAGAAUGUUGACAUUGGGGAAAUCAAGAUCAAUGUUUGUCUUUUUGCCUUUGAUUUGAUGUACUUGAACGGCGCACCCCUGCUGGAACGGUCUCUGCGCGAGCGAAGAGAAUUGCUGCGAAGUCUCUUUAUGGAGAUACCGAACCGCUUUACAUGGGUCAAAAGCCUCGAUGCUACGUCAGCCGAUUCCGAAGCCGUUCUGGACUUUUUCAAGAGUGCCACAGAGAACAAGUGCGAGGGUAUAAUGGUCAAGGUGCUCGACAAUACGCUUGCCACUAAUGGGUCCGACAGCACCAACUCUAGCAUCACUGCAACGCCGAAAGCAGAAGCAAAGGAAACGAAGAAAGGUGGCCGUCGAAAAGCUUUAUUGUCCUCGUACGAGCCCGACAAACGACUCGAAUCCUGGCUGAAGGUGAAGAAAGAUUACAGCGCCUCAUCAGAAACAUUGGACCUUAUCCCAGUGGCCGGGUGGCAUGGCAACGGGCGAAAGGCAAAAUGGUGGUCGCCGAUCCUCCUUGCUGUGCGCAACCCCGAAACUGGAGGCCUCCAAGCUGUGACAAAGUGCAUGUCCGGCUUCAGCGAUAAGUUUUACCAAGCGAAUAAGGAAAAAUACGAGGAGGGGAGUCCUAAUGUGAUAUCGCGGCCGAGCUACGUCGAGUAUAAUGGUGAGCCGGACGUGUGGUUCGAACCACAAGAAGUCUGGGAAAUGGCAUUUGCAGAUAUCACGCUCAGCCCGACUUAUCCAGCUGCUAUUGGCUUGAGGUUUUCGGACCGCUCCCUACAGGGAAUUUCCCCGAUGCCUGUCGACGAUCUGCAGCUUUGUUACCGUUGGCAAGAGAACGUCAAGGGCCGAAUAUUAGCCGAGCGUGCGUCUGCAGAAUCAAUUGUAGCGACGCAAUUGAAGCGGCCAUAUGUGGCCCUAAUGAAUAUCAUCGACUAUCAAACGUGA
Aspergillus nidulans FGSC A4 is the source of this 2451-nucleotide messenger RNA. Its product is annotated as putative DNA ligase I. Lineage: Eukaryota; Fungi; Ascomycota; Eurotiomycetes; Eurotiales; Aspergillaceae. Gene Ontology annotation, biological process: DNA biosynthetic process; DNA recombination; DNA repair. The record is from RefSeq and is a predicted model, not a curated record. The coding region runs from base 1 to 2451 and encodes 816 amino acids. The transcript has 2 exons. Gene Ontology annotation, molecular function: ATP binding; DNA ligase activity; DNA ligase (ATP) activity.